UGCUCGGAGAAGCUUCAGCCAAUGAAGAGGCUCUAUCCCAGCUUGCUUGGGGGCUUCUGAGUUUGAGCUGCCUGCAGAAAUGUAAGGCAUUGCUUCCUGGCGCUGAUGGCAAAAUGGGACCCAUCUCCAGUGAUUCCUUGGGCUUCCCAGCUCUGCAGACCUGGGAGAGAACCUACAUAAACAUAUUGGUGAUGUAGCCAGCUUUCAAGGCUGAGAGAAUCCUUAUGGAUUCGGGAGACUGGUUUUUCAUUUAGAAUUUUCUUUUUCCUUUGGAAGAUGAAAUGCUUCUCUCGUUACCUGCCUUAUAUCUUCAGACCUCCAAACACCAUCCUCUCUUCCAGCUGCCAUACUGAAGGCUCGGACCAUGGUGCAGUCCCACUGGCUCCCCUGCCCCCCUCUCCUGUGAGACUGGCUGCGGGGUGGGAUCAUGGAUACUUGUCUGCCGGCUUCUGGUUCCCACGCAAGUAAGCCUGCUGUCAAUGGAGGAGGACAUUGAUACCCGCAAAAUCAACAACAGUUUCCUGCGCGACCACAGCUAUGCAACCGAAGCUGACAUUAUCUCUACGGUAGAAUUCAACCACACGGGAGAGUUACUAGCGACGGGGGACAAAGGGGGUCGGGUUGUAAUAUUUCAGCGAGAACAGGAGAGUAAAAACCAGGUUCAUCGUAGGGGUGAAUACAAUGUUUACAGCACAUUCCAGAGCCAUGAACCCGAGUUCGAUUACCUGAAAAGUUUAGAAAUAGAAGAAAAAAUCAAUAAGAUAAGAUGGCUCCCUCAACAAAACGCAGCUUACUUUCUUCUGUCUACCAACGAUAAAACUGUGAAGCUGUGGAAAGUCAGUGAGCGUGAUAAGAGGCCAGAAGGCUACAACCUGAAAGAUGAGGAGGGCCGGCUCCGGGAUCCUGCCACCAUCACGACCCUGCGGGUGCCUGUCCUGAGACCCAUGGACCUGAUGGUGGAGGCUACACCACGAAGAGUGUUUGCCAAUGCGCAUACAUACCACAUCAACUCCAUAUCUGUCAACAGCGACUAUGAGACCUACAUGUCUGCUGAUGACCUGAGGAUUAACCUGUGGAACUUUGAGAUAACCAAUCAGAGUUUUAAUAUCGUGGACAUCAAGCCAGCCAACAUGGAGGAGCUCACGGAGGUGAUCACAGCAGCUGAGUUCCACCCCCACCACUGCAACACCUUUGUAUACAGCAGCAGCAAGGGGACCAUCCGGCUGUGUGACAUGCGUGCAUCUGCGCUGUGUGACAGGCACACCAAGUUUUUUGAAGAGCCAGAAGAUCCAAGCAACAGAUCGUUUUUCUCUGAAAUUAUCUCUUCAAUUUCGGAUGUGAAGUUCAGCCACAGUGGGAGGUAUAUCAUGACCAGAGACUAUCUAACCGUGAAAGUCUGGGAUCUCAACAUGGAAAAUCGCCCCAUCGAGACAUACCAGGUUCAUGACUACCUCCGCAGCAAGCUGUGCUCCCUCUAUGAAAAUGACUGCAUUUUUGAUAAAUUUGAGUGUGUGUGGAAUGGGUCAGACAGCGUCAUCAUGACGGGCUCCUACAAUAACUUCUUCAGGAUGUUCGACCGAAACACCAAGCGUGAUGUGACCCUUGAGGCCUCAAGGGAAAACAGCAAACCCCGGGCUAUUCUCAAACCCCGAAAAGUGUGCGUCGGGGGCAAGCGAAGAAAAGAUGAGAUCAGUGUUGACAGUCUGGACUUUAGCAAAAAGAUCUUGCAUACAGCUUGGCAUCCUUCAGAAAAUAUUAUAGCAGUGGCGGCUACAAAUAACUUAUAUAUAUUCCAGGACAAGGUUAACUAGGAGGGCGAGUUACUGCUUAGUCUCACAUACUGAAUACUAGUCAAACAAGUUUUUAAAUGUUUCUUUGGGUCUUCAUUUUGAUGCAUUGACUUUCAUUUCCCUAUGCAUAAAACAAUUGGAAUAGAACUUAAAAAGAGUUCAAUGUUCCCAACUCCCCAAUUCUAAGAAACGUCUGUCAAACUCGGUAGGCUUGGGACACUUCUGUUUAGAAUUGAGAGCUGCCAAUUGGCAGUAAUUCUUCCAUAGUCGACUUGAAUUUCUGAUGCAUUCGUUCAUCGCCCAGUUCUCUCUGGUGGGUUCUGUGUUUUGUUUCUAGGUGUCUGCUGCGAUAAGAUGAGAUUGUCUGUAGUAUUUAAGGAGAAAAAGAGAUAAGGUUUUUUUUUUUUUAAUUAAGCAAUUCCAUUUGUUUGAAAAAUCAACAAAAAAAUAAACACUGUUUACUCUUAAAGAGUUUCCUCUUUGUGAAAAAAAUAAUAAUAAUAAAUCAGGCCUGGCCAGUAUGUUUCCCACC
This is a messenger RNA of Mastomys coucha (southern multimammate mouse), 2322 nucleotides long. RefSeq names its product protein phosphatase 2 regulatory subunit Bbeta (gene Ppp2r2b). Bases 480 to 1811 code for a protein of 443 amino acids. Gene Ontology annotation, cellular component: protein phosphatase type 2A complex; cytosol. The record is from RefSeq and is a predicted model, not a curated record. NCBI's taxonomy places the organism in Eukaryota, Metazoa, Chordata, Mammalia, Rodentia, Muridae. The transcript has 10 exons. Gene Ontology annotation, biological process: peptidyl-serine dephosphorylation. Gene Ontology annotation, molecular function: protein phosphatase regulator activity; protein binding.